Culex quinquefasciatus (southern house mosquito) is the source of this 728-nucleotide messenger RNA. RefSeq lists its product as uncharacterized. The record is from RefSeq and is a predicted model, not a curated record. NCBI's taxonomy places the organism in Eukaryota, Metazoa, Arthropoda, Insecta, Diptera, Culicidae. Bases 188 to 727 code for a protein of 179 amino acids. The transcript has 2 exons.
AAAGCGGUUUAAUUGAAUAUACUCAUCUAAUGAUUCUUGUUUGAUCAAUUUUAUGUUCGCCACGAGCUCCUGCUGUCACUCAGCUGUGAAAUGAUCCGUAUCGAUAGUCAUGCAGACAUUGUAAGCACAGUAUUUAAAGGCGCCUAAUUAACCUACGGUGUCAAACAACCGAUGGUUCAAGCUGAAAAUGACUCACACAAGUGUUUUGAUGCUGUCCUUACUGGUGAUCGCUCCAGCGAGUUCGAUCCAGGUGAUGUUUGACUCCGUCAGUAACUGCAACGGGAGUGGGGUUAUCGAUUGCAACGUAAGAGUGCACAAAAUCAACAAAACAACGGCAGCUCUCAUGGGAGAACUGGUGCAAAACAUGGAAGUAGACGACAGUUAUGUGGGUUCAGUAGAACUACACCACAGCUCGUUGGGCAACAAUCAGUUCAAUCGCUAUCCGAUGAAAAUGGGACCGACCGGGAUGUGCGACUUUCUGGACAAGUACUGGGACGAUUACUACGAGUACGCCGUCAAGUACGCUCCGAACAUUGUGAAACCACGCGAGUGUCCGUUCGGAGCAAAGACUUACCAGAUAGUGGAUUGGAUCAUGGACUCCGAAAUGCUGCCCCAGUACGUGCCAACGGGACUUUGGAAGGUGAUCAGUUUGCUGUCCAGCACUAAAAACGAACACUUUUUUGUGAUUGAAAUUAUUUUCAAAGUGUACGAGGACGGUUAUUUUUAAA